ACGUUAACGCAGUCGUACCUCUGUUGCUGCAACGACAAGCAGCGUGUGCAUUUCACUCCAAGAAACCUCUUACCACUGGGAAGAGACCACUGGUAGCUAUCGGCUUACGAUCCAGCGCACUACUUGCGUGUACACCACCUGAUUGUGCCUAACAUGGCCCUGACCGUUUGGAAUCCGAACACUGAACUCAGCUUAGACAAUAUUGCCAAAAUGGUCGCGAUCAGGGAAAAACCUGGCUACCACAUCUACUUCCAGGGAGACGGGGUGCCAACGACCAACGGCUAUACGUUUACUCUGGUAAGCCAUCCUGUUGACGGCAACCCGGAAGUCGCAGUGGUUCUGCAUAUUGCCCCAGAGUGGAAAACGUUCGUGUUCAACAUUAACUACGACGAUGGACAGAAUCACUUGCACUACAAGUACCCGAAGGCGCCAGGAAGCACGGAAGCUGUGGCGACGAAACAGUACAAUGUGAAGGACAAGAGUCUCGAGACCCCAGUCACGAGCUUUAAGAUUCUUCCUGGUGCGCACAUUGUACGCUUUCAGAUCGACACAAAUAAUAAAUUAGUGCAGAUGUACCUCGGCGAGAACAAGCUCCUGCUUAAUCCAUUUGAUUUCCCGGAUUUCUUAAACCAGAUUUUUCUGAAGACUGAAAAUGGACGGGUAUUCGAAGCCCAUCAAGUGGCCGAUGAUGGAUCGUCGGUUUUCGAUAACGAACUAGGCAAUGAUCCUCGUGAUACACCCCCGCUUGUCCCAGGAUGCUUCCUGGAAGUGAAGGGAGAGGUAGCUAACGCAUCCAACUCGCCUAGUUUCGCCAUCAGCGAAUUAAGUAAAUACGAUAAAAACUCACCGGCAACGCCGCAGUUUACCACGUUCCCCGUUCCGUUGCCUGCCGGUGCGCAGACGUUCGUUUACUACGUCAAGUACUGCAGGAAGCAUCUCAUCAUCGACGCAGGAGCAGGGAUGAAAGUGUACAGUCAUAAUUUUAAAGCCCCUAGGCGCUGCUACGCGAAGGAUUUGUGGGGAGAAAACAUCAACUUUGUUGUCAACUAUCUUGGAUAAGAAAAAACAAGCAAGUCAUCUCAGUGGCGCUUUCCUACAUGCUCUUCAGUUUACAAUGCCAUACAAUAAAGGUUCGCUACG
Messenger RNA from Dermacentor andersoni, 1140 nucleotides. RefSeq lists its product as uncharacterized. NCBI's taxonomy places the organism in Eukaryota, Metazoa, Arthropoda, Arachnida, Ixodida, Ixodidae. The record is from RefSeq and is a predicted model, not a curated record.